AUGAGUGAUGCAGAAAAACAAAAACUUUUUCAAUCACUUUUUGAAAAUUCAAAUCAAGGUCGACAAGAUAAUUCAAAUUGGUGUUGUAAUAUUGAUCCUGGUGUUGAAGCUUCGGCAAGAACUCGUCAAACAACUUAUUAUGUUCAACGACAUGCACGUAACAAAUGUGGUUAUAGUGAUUGUGGUCUAUUUGGUUGGGGUAGUUGUACACGUUGGUGUGAUACAUAUUGGUCAGAAAUGCAGCAUGGUGUUGAAACAUAUACUGUUUAUCAAGCUCGUUUAUGUCCAUCAACAAAUCUUGUUUGUUGUGCUGGUUAUAUUACUGUUGUCAAUCAUUGCUUUACCUAUCAAGAAGUUAUGAAUAAUAAAGAUGUUUUAGAAAUGCUUGUUUCUAUGGGUAUUCCUAUUAAUCCAACAAUGGGUUAA
Rotaria sp. Silwood1 is the source of this 426-nucleotide messenger RNA. The record is from the annotation of a GenBank genome assembly. Lineage: Eukaryota; Metazoa; Rotifera; Eurotatoria; Philodinida; Philodinidae.